UCUUAUUGGGAAAGAAAAUAUUUACAGGGUCAAUCUGUAAAAGUCCUGUGUUACAAUGGCUAUCAUCUUCCAAAUGGUCAAGACACAAUGACAUGUACUGAGACUGGCUGGUCCCCUCCUCCCAAAUGCAUUACUAUCAAGACAUGUUCAAAAUUAGAUAUAGAAAUUGAGAAUGGCUUUUUUUCUGAACCUGAUUUUACAUAUCCUCUAAAUAGAGAAACAUGGUAUAGAUGUAAACAGGGAUAUGUAACAAAUACUGGAGAAACAUCAGGAUCAAUUACUUGCCUUCAAGAUGGAUGGUCUCCUCAACCCUCAUGCAUUAAGUCUUGUGAUAUGCCUGUAUUUGAGAAUGCUGCAACUAAGAAUAAUAGCACGUGGUUUAAACUCAAUGACAAAUUAGACUAUGAAUGUCAUGCUGGAUAUGAAAAUGAAUAUAAACGUACCAAAGGCUCUAUAACAUGUACUUAUUAUGGAUGGUCUGAUAUACCCUCAUGUUAUGAAAGAGAAUGCAGCAUUCCCAUGCUAGACCCAAACUUAGUCGUUUCUCCCAGAGAAGUAAAAUACAGAGUUGGAGACUUGUUGGAAUUCUCUUGUCGCUCAGGACACAGAGUUGGACCAGAUUCAGUGCAAUGCUAUCACUUUGGAUGGUCCCCUAGUUUCCCGACAUGUAAAGGUCAAGUAGGAUCAUGUGCACAACCUCUUGAAAUCCUUAAUGGGGAAAUUAAGGGAACAAAGAAAGUUGAAUACAGCCAUGAUGAUGUGGUGGAAUAUGAUUGCAAACCUAGAUUUCUACUGAAGGGACCCAAAAAAAUUCAAUGUGUUGAUGGGAACUGGACAACAUUUCCUGUAUGUGUUGAGGAGGAGAGAACAUGUGGAAACAUUCCUGAACUUGAGCAUGGCUCUGUCCAGUUUUCUGUCCCUCCCUAUUACCAUGGAGUUUCAGUGCAGUUCACCUGUGCAGAAACCUUCACAAUGAUUGGACCAGGGUCAAUUUCUUGCAUUAGUGGAAGGUGGACUCAGCUUCCUCAAUGUGUUGCAACGGAUGAACUGAAGAAGUGUAAAGCACAGAGGUCAACUGACAUAGAGGCAAUUUACCCAAAUAAGAUUGAAUUUAAUCAUAACUCUAACAUGAGUUACAAAUGUAGAGAAAAACAAGAGUAUAAAUACUCAAUCUGCAUCAAUGGAAGAUGGGAUCCUGAACCAUACUGUGCAAGAAAAGAGAGAACAUCCUGCCCUCCUCCACCACAGAUUCCAAAUGCCCAAGUGAUUGAAACCACAGUGAAAUACUUGAAUGGAGAAAAAGUAUCUGUUGUUUGCCAAGACAAUUACCUAACUCAGGACCCAGAAGAAAUGGUGUGCAAAGAUGGAAGGUGGCAGUCAUUGCCACGUUGCAUUGAAAAGAUUCCAUGUUCCCAGCCCCCUAAAAUAGAACACGGAUCUGUUAAAUUACCAAGAUCUUCAGAAGAAAGAAGAGAUUCAAAUGAGUCCAGCAGCCAUGAACAUGGAACUACAUUCAGCUAUGUCUGUGAUGAUGGUUUCAGGAUAUCUGAAGAGAAUGUAGUAACCUGUUACAUGGGAAAAUGGAGCUCUCCACCUCAUUGUGUUGGAAUUCCUUGUGGACCUCCACCUUCAAUUCCUCUUGGUACUGUUUCUCAUGAACUAGAGAGUUACCAAUAUGGAGAAGAGGUUACAUACAAUUGUUCUGAAGGUUUUGGAAUUGAUGGACCAGCAUUUAUUAAAUGUGUAGGAGGAAAGUGGUCUGAACCACCACAAUGCAUAAAAACUGAUUGUGACUUUUUACCCUCAUUUGAAAAUGCCAUACCGAUCCAAAAGAAAAAAAAAUCAUAUAGGUCAGGAGAACAAGUUACAUUCAAAUGUCGACCACGUUAUCAAAUGGAUGGCUCUGACACUGUGACAUGUGUUAAUACCAAGUGGAUUGGAAAGCCAGUAUGCAAAGAUAAUUCCUGUGUGGAUCCACCACAUGUGCCAAAUGCUACUAUAGUCACAAGGUCCAAGGCUAAAUAUCCAUCUGGUGACAGAGUACGUUACGAAUGUAAUAAACCUUUUGAAUUAUUUGGGGAAAUGGAAGUAAUGUGUCAAAAUGGGAUUUGGACAGAACCACCGAAAUGCAAAGACUCAACAGGGAAAUGUGGGCCUCCUCCACCUAUUGACAAUGGAGACAUCACCUCCUUGUCAUUAUCAGUAUAUGCACCAUUAUCAUCAGUUGAAUAUCAGUGCCAGGACUAUUAUCUACUUAAAGGAAAGAAGACAAUAACAUGUAGAAAUGGAAAGUGGUCUGAGCCACCAACCUGUUUACCUGCAUGUGUAAUAUCAGAAGAUGUUAUGAAAAGACAUAAUAUAGUUCUCAGAUGGAGAGAAAAUGAAAAGAUUUAUUCCAAAUCAGGGGAGAAUAUUGAAUUUAUGUGUAAACCUGGAUAUAGGCAACAAAAAGGAUCUCAUCCAUUUCGUACAAGUUGCAUUCAAGGUCACAUCAAUUAUCCUACUUGUCAAUAAAAUCACAAUACAAUUAGUAAAUCUUAUGGAUGAACCUUUGUUUAUAAAUUCAGUUAAUAUGCAUAGCAUAUUACUAAUUCAGUUUCACUUUUCAUUUGAAAUAUUGUUUAGCUCAUUUCUUCUAAUAAGUAUAAACUUUUUUGUUAUAUGGUGUUUAAUUUGUAAUCUUAGAGAAUGUUGUCACAAUGAAAGAGCAGCACAUUCAAAAAUCCUACUCCAAAAUAUAUAUUCAAGGGCAAACUAUAUCAAAGCAUGAAAAUAAAUGUAAGUUCUUCAAUGUCUGUUUCUGUUCAGAACUCUUCAGAAUUUCCUCGAUAUCUUUUGAUGUAAAGUUCUGAUUCACAAUGAGUGGAAGACAUAUUGACUCAGUCUUCGAAUUAGCAUUAUUUCCCAAACUCAAGUUAUAAUACCAAACUAUCAAUUGUAAUAUCACUAAUGCAUGUAAUUAAUUACUAUAUACUACUUUUGUAUCAAUAACAAAAUCUAAGUAAAUUCUUGCAUAUGAAUGUCUAAUAUUUUGUACAUUGUAAUAAUGAAAUAUUCAAACAAUUAUACAAAGGGAUUAAAGUUUUCACUAUGUGUAUGAUUCUAUCACUGUAAUAAUAUUGACUUUAAAACCUAUAAAUAUUAGUUAUCACUUA
This is a messenger RNA of Grammomys surdaster, 3155 nucleotides long. RefSeq names its product complement factor H-like. The record is from RefSeq and is a predicted model, not a curated record. The annotation marks the transcript as partial. The transcript is spliced from 14 exons. NCBI's taxonomy places the organism in Eukaryota, Metazoa, Chordata, Mammalia, Rodentia, Muridae.